CCCUGCCAUGAAGGUCCUGCUGGUCCUGCUAGUCGCCGUCGUCGCUGUGGCCGUGGCCAGGCCCGGCUACCUGGGCGCCGCCCACGGCGUGAUCGCCGCCGCCCCCGCCUUGGUGGCCGCGCCCCACGCCGUCGUCGCCGCCCCCGCAGUCCACCCGGGCUACGCCGCCUACGGCCCCGCCCACAUCGCCGUCGGCCCCGGCGGCUACGUGCAGGACACCCACGACGUGGCCGCCGCCCGCGCCGCCCACCUGACCGCCGUCGCCCAGACGCAGGCGCGCGACGCCCACAUCAACGGCGCCGCCGCCCACGCCGCUGCCGCCGCCCACGCUGCCGCCGCCGCCCACGCCGCCCCCGCCGUCCUCGCCCACGCAGCGCCCGCCGUCGUCGCCGCUCCAGUGCUGGCCGGCGCCCACGGGCUGCUGGGAGCGCAUGGACUCGGCCUGGCUCACGGCUACCACGGUUAGACGCGUCCCAGCAGCUGCCGUGUCAUCGAUUUCAUCCCCAUAAUGACGAAGAACGUGUGCACGUCAAACAAAAUCACCCCCUUGUUGAUCAUUAUACAUCGUUGUAAAUUGUAAAUAAAUAUAUAUUUUUGCAUUUUA
Molecule: messenger RNA, 604 nt
Organism: Schistocerca piceifrons (Central American locust)
Lineage: Eukaryota; Metazoa; Arthropoda; Insecta; Orthoptera; Acrididae
Product: larval cuticle protein F1-like
Exons: 2
Coding region: 8-466 (152 amino acids)
Source: RefSeq, a predicted model, not a curated record